This is a messenger RNA of Prorocentrum cordatum, 3897 nucleotides long. The record is from the annotation of a GenBank genome assembly. Lineage: Eukaryota; Dinophyceae; Prorocentrales; Prorocentraceae.
AAGGUGCGAGGGCUUCCGAGAAGUCCUGUUCUGAGGAGGUCUCCUCCCUGUCACUUCCCCCCUCGCUCCCCGCAGAGAUAUUCAUCCAGGGGUCGCCGCAACUCCUUCGCUCAAGUUGUUCUGGCACCAGCACCAGCCUGGCACCAGCACCACUCGUUGAGACCAGAGCCCGCACCCGUGACCGCCUUCUUGUCAGCACUCGUGCCAUGGCGACCGCCAGCGGUGCGGAGAUGAAGGAACGCAUCGGCUCGGAAGGAGCGGCGCUCUUCAGGGACGCGAGGUCCGAGGGGAAGGUGGUCCUCGUCGCAAAGUCUGGGUGCACGUUCUGCGCCCGCGCCCGGACCAUCCUGGAGGGCUUGGUGAGGCCGGAGCGCCUCGCGAUCCUGGACGUGGAAAAGCUCAAGGACGGGCCGACGGUUCGCGAGCUGGCCAGGGCGGCGGCUGGCGGCCACAAAACGGUGCCGAUGGUCUUCCACGGCGACAAGUUCCUCGGCGGCUGCGACCAGCUCGUCGCGAUGGAGGGCCGCGGCGAGCUGCGCGCGGAACUUGGCGGCGACCUCGCCUUGGCGGCCGAGGGGGAGAAGCCCCGCGCACGCAUGCUGCCGCCCGUGAGCUUCCCGCUCUUCUUCUUCCCUCCGGCGCUCAACGGCGUCGCGGCUCGCUUCGCUGGCUUCCAGGCCGUCUGCUGCUGUGUGCUGGCGGUGAUCUGGCGCGAGGAGCCCUGGACCGGCUGGCUGAUGCUCGGCCUCGGCCUCGACUUCUUCAUCCGCCUCGUCGCUGGCGGCACCGCCUCGCCCGUGGGUGCCGUCUCCGCCAUCCUCUCGCUGCCGUUCAGGGAGCGGCUGGUUGCGGGCCCGCAGAAGCAGUUCGCCGCGCUGCUGGGCUGCUGCUUCGCCAGCACCACUGGCGCCCUGCUGCUCGCGCGCCAGGACAUCGCUGGCGCCGUGGUGGCGGCCAUGCUGCUCGGCGCGGCCGGCCUCGAGGCGUUCCUGGACUUCUGCGCCGGCUGCUUCAUGUUCACAUACAUGAUCAAGUUCGGUUUCGUCACGUCGAAGGUGAACGACAUGGCCAUCAGCCAGAAGUCCUUGAUGCAGGCGCAGAUGGACCACCAGGACGACUUCUCCGGCGAGCUGCGUCCGCUCGAGGAGUACGUUCACCGCCAGCCCGGCCAGCCUGAGACGCCGGCGGACCUCCGCGUGAAGUUCCGCAAGACGGACGAGCACAAGCGACGCGGCUUCCACCCCGUCAAGCACGUGGCGAUCGGGGACUUCAUGAUGCCGCUCGGCAUCGCUGCGCUGGCGAUGGCCUGGAAGCUCGGCAACUACACGCCGGCGCUCGAGACUGGCCGCAUGUGCGGCGACACCACGUGGCGCGUGCUGAUGUGGAUCUCCGUUGGUCUGUCCGGAGCCCUGCUGGCCCUGCUGUUCGCGAAGCUCCUGAUCUUCCCGCGCAAGCUCCUCAAGGAGGUGUCGCACCCGAUGAAGUCGGGCAAUUGCGCGACGCUGCCCACGUGCCUGGUGAUUUAUGCUUUCCUGCUGUGGGACAGCGACGACUACGACACCCCCGACUACGACACCAGAAAGGAGGUGAAGCAGCUGUGCGUCGUUCUGUUCUGGAUCGGCGCCGCCCUGCUGAAGGCGCUCAUGGUCUACAGGCUCGCCUGGGUCGUCGGCAACCGCGCCAACCAGGACCACAAGCAGGCGCAGAUACUGCUCCCCAUCAUCGGAUGCAUGGUCGCUGCCAUGGUGGCUCCGAUCUUUGACGGCUUCGACGACGUGUGGGGCUACACCGAGUUCGGCUGGUUCUUUUUCGGCCUGGCUGCGGUGCUGAGCGUCGUGCUGAUGGGCGGAACGCUCCUCGAGGCCGUCAGUUUCCACUGGAGCGACGAGCGCACGCGCGUGUCCAUGGGCAUGUGGGUGGUGGCUCUUCAGCUGCCCUUCCUGGCGCACCUCAUGCUGCGCGUGGGCCCGGCUGCCUUCUACACCGCUGGCAGCUCUGGGAAGGGGCCGUCGAAGGUGAGCUACUUUGACGCAGUGGAGCAUACCCUUUUCUUCGCAGGCUGCUCCACAUUCCUGGUCCUCUUCUGGCUGGCCGUCCCCAUGGGGUUCCUGAUCAAGCUCAGGUUCGACUUCUCGUUCUGGGCCCUGGCCUUCCCGCUGGACGUGCUGGCCAUGUCAUGCAUGGUUUACGCGAAGAGCGUGAAGGGCACGCUGAUGGCCGCCAACUUCUCCAGCGGCCUCGCCUACGCCACGCUGGCCAUCGCCUCCUACGGCAACGCGGUGCUCUUCCUGAACACUGCCUUCUGGCUGCUCAAGCGCCGCUGGCUGCGCCCAGAGACCAAGUGGGCCCCCCUGUCCCUGAACAAGCUCACGCACGAGGCCUUCCGCGUCGCGGGCGCGAAGCUGGCGGCGCAGGCGUCGGCGCUCGGCGACGACAUGAAGAGGGGCGGCCAGCCUCUGGGCCUGGCCCGCAGCCUCGCCGACGAGUGGGAGCUGUACGGCGUGACGCUGGAGUGGCACGCGCACCAGGAGGACCAGAUCAUGUUCCGAGAGAUCGACGCGUUCAACCCGAUGGCCACCAGGGACGGCUACGUGCAGCACGAGCAGCUGGAGCACAUGGAGCACAAGCUGAACGACGCCAUGGACACGAUCAAGCAGGCCACCGAGUGGAGCCCGCAGGCCCACGUCGCGGCCCAGAUCAUGGUCGACGAGCUGGCGAAGUACGUGCCGUUCAUGGAGAAGCACAUGGACUGGGAGGAGGAAAACCUGCUGGCGCUGAACCGCCGCACCUUCAACAUGGACAUCCAGAUCCGCAUCGUGCGCAAGAUCUGGGACGCGUACGAGGCGAUGUCCGUGGAGGAGUUCCGGGCCAAGGUGCAGGGGCUCGAGCGCCCUUCCUCCGGGGGCGACCCGAAGAGUUGGAGCAGCUACGACCUGGCCCAGUUCACGAAGACCGGCCGCUACGGCUAUCCUUCGAAGGAGGGCGACCUCGAGAGCGCCCUGGGCUUCCCGCCCACGAUGCCCGAGGGCAAGAUGCCUCUCUCAAAGCAGCAGGUGUGGCGCGUCGUGCUGCCGUACGUGGUCCGCAACCUCCCCGAGCCCAUGAUGCGCACGCGCUUCGUGAGGUGCUGGGCGUGGGCAUUGCCCGAGCGCGCGCAGCACGUGGGCGAGAUGAUCUACCGCGGCCUCGAGGAUGCCGACUGGACCGCCAUCGCCAAGGACGUGCCAGAGGUCAUCCCCCGAGGUCUGCCUGGCUGGGUGCGCCGCGUGUGAGAUGACAGAAGACAAUGGUGCGCAUGAUUGCACCGCUGUCUCGUGCAGAAUGACUGCGUCAGCUUGUCCCACAAUAGGCCAAUCGUCAUGCAGAAUGAUUGCGCCAGUUCGCUCCGCAAGAGACGGGGCACCAUUGCAGGUCCCUUUCUGGCCUGGACCAGUGCAGCGACGCAAUGUUGCGAGACUUGCUUCUCUUUUGCCUCGUUCCCGAUGCAUGCAAGCUCGACGUCUUUAGGGUCUACGCAUCCUGAAAUUCGCAACCAGCUGUGCUGGCAAACUCGACGUCGUCGGGGUCUUACGCAUCCCGAGACUCGCAUGUUACUGUGCUGUGUUGCGUGGUUCUGGUUGGUGCAUGCCGGAUACGACGCUUCGGUCGAUUGCGGAAUAAAGGAGAGAGGCAUCCGUUGACCUCCCUUGAGAUAUCUUGGCGUCCGUUUAUUUUCGGGAUGGGCGUUUCCGCCCGGUUUCGAUCCCGGGGGCCCUCGCAGAUCGAGGGUGCCAGUCGUGAUUUUUGUCGAUGUUGUAUUUGUUUCGCCUCGUUGGAUCUCACGGUCUGGAGGGUUCGUGACUGGAGCUGGCUGAGGGGCUAAGGUGGCUCAGCAUUGACUCCGGCCAGAAAGGGGGG